UUUUCCUCCGCCGAUGAUCUGUCUCGCCUGUACCUCUAUCCUGCUCCACUAGCCCGGUCAUGGAGCUCGCAGCGAGGUGUGUGUUCCUGCUCUCCAGCUUCGCCGCGCUCGCAGCGCUCGAUCUGGACGCGAUUGAGCCCGGCUUCUAUGUGGAGACCAGCAGCCCAUCAGAUGUGAUCGACUAUAAAGAUCCCUGCAAAGCUGUGGCUUAUCUUGGAGACAUUGCACUGGAUGAGGAAGAUAUGCGCAUGUUUAAAGUGGACCGCAUUGUGGAUUUAGCCCAGAGAACGGUCACAAUUCUGAAUCAUACCGAUACAGGUUCACUUUCCAAUGACACCAGUCCAAACAAUACGGCAUCCCAUCGCAGGAAGAGGGCGGCGACGUCCAGACCUGAGAGGGUGUGGCCUGAGGGUGUCAUUCCUUAUGUCAUCAGUGGGAACUUCAGUGGUAGCCAGAGAGCCAUAUUCAGACAGGCUAUGCGACACUGGGAAAAACACACAUGUGUGACGUUCAUUGAGAGAACAACAGAGGAGAGCUACAUCGUCUUCACCUACCGGCCGUGUGGGUGCUGUUCGUAUGUCGGCCGGAGAGGAGGGGGUCCGCAGGCUAUAUCCAUCGGGAAGAACUGUGAUAAGUUUGGAAUUGUGGUGCAUGAGCUUGGUCAUGUGAUCGGAUUCUGGCAUGAGCACACGCGACCCGACAGAGACGAGCAUGUCAGUAUUAUACGGGACAACAUUCAGCCAGGACAGGAGUACAACUUCCUGAAGAUGGAGCCUGGUGAGGUGGACUCACUCGGAGAGGUCUAUGACUUCGACAGCAUCAUGCACUAUGCAAGAAACACCUUUUCCAGAGGGAUAUUUUUGGACACCAUUCUGCCACGAUAUGAUGUGAACGGAGUCCGGCCGCCCAUCGGUCAGAGGACCAGAUUGAGCAAAGGAGACAUCACACAGGCACGCAAACUUUACAAGUGUCCAAGAUGUGGAGACAGUUUGCAGGAGAGUAGUGGGAACUUCUCUUCUCCUGGUUUUCCCAAUGGUUAUUCAGCUUAUAUGCACUGCAUAUGGAGAAUUUCUGUCACACCAGGAGAAAAGAUCAUUCUGAACUUUACAUCUAUGGAUUUAUACCGGAGCCAUUUAUGCUGGUAUGAUCAUGUGGAAAUCAGAGAUGGAUAUUGGAGGAAAGCACCAUUGAAAGGUCGAUUUUGUGGGGAUAAAUUACCCGAGCCGAUCGUCUCUACAGACAGUCGCCUGUGGAUUGAGUUUCGCAGUAGCAGCAACUGGGUGGGAAAGGGCUUCUCUGUGGUUUAUGAAGCUAUUUGCGGUGGGGAGGUGAAGAAAGACAAUGGUCAAAUUCAGUCUCCGAACUACCCAGAUGACUACAGACCUAACAAAGUGUGUGUGUGGAAAGUCACUGUGGCUCAGGGAUACCACGUAGGCCUUACCUUCCAGUCUUUUGAGAUUGAGAGGCAUGAUAACUGCGCGUAUGACUACCUGGAGGUUCGAGAUGGGAACUCAGAAAGCAGCCCGCUGUUGGGCAGAUUCUGUGGUUAUGACAAACCUGAUGACAUUAAAUCCAGUUCCAACCAGCUCUGGAUGAAAUUUGUGUCUGACGGUUCUGUCAACAAGGCUGGAUUUGCUGCUAAUUUCUUCAAAGAAAUGGACGAGUGCUCCAGACCCGACAACGGUCGCUGUGAGCAACGCUGUGUCAACACGCUCGGCAGUUACAAGUGUGCCUGUGACCCUGGUUACGAACUGGCGGCGGACAAACGGAGUUGCGAGGCUGCCUGUGGGGGUUUCAUCACCAAGCUGAAUGGGUCCAUCACCAGUCCAGGCUGGCCCAAGGAGUAUCCGCCCAACAAGAACUGCAUCUGGCAGCUGGUGGCGCCCACGCAGUACCGCAUCACCCUGCUCUUCGACGUCUUCGAGACUGAGGGGAACGAUGUGUGCAAGUAUGACUUUGUUGAGGUGAGGAGCGGACUCUCUGCCGACUCCAGACUGCACGGGAAGUUCUGCGGAGCUGAGAAACCGGAGGCCAUCACCUCUCAGUACAACAACAUGCGCAUUGAGUUUAAAUCUGACAACACUGUCUCUAAGAAGGGCUUCAAGGCACAGUUCUUCUCAGAUAAAGACGAAUGCUCUAAGGAGAACGGCGGAUGUCAGCAUGAAUGUGUGAACACUUUUGGCAGCUACAGUUGUCAGUGCAGAAGUGGCUUUGUACUUCAUGAGAAUAAACAUGACUGCAAGGAAGCCGGUUGUGAUCACGUUGUGAACAGCGUGAGUGGGACCAUCACCAGCCCUAACUGGCCAGAUAAAUACCCCAGUAAGAAGGCCUGCACCUGGGCCCUGUCCACCACUCCAGGACAUCGGAUCAAAAUAGCUUUCAAUGAAAUCGACAUGGAGCCUCACCUGGAAUGUGCUUAUGACCACAUUGAGAUUUAUGAUGGUCGGGAUGGGAAAGCGGCAAGCCUCGGACGCUACUGCGGCACCAAGAAACCUCAGCCAAUCAUAUCCACCGGAAACAAGAUGUUCAUCCGCUUCUUCUCUGACAACUCGGUGCAGAAGAAAGGCUUUGAGGCUUCCCAUACUGCAGAGUGUGGAGGUCGUCUGAAAGCGGAGGUGAAAACUAAAGACCUUUACUCUCAUGCCCAGUUUGGUGAUAAUAACUACCCCGGGGCAUCAGACUGUCAGUGGGUGAUCACAGCAGAGAAGGGCUACGGUGUGGAGCUCAUCUUCCAGACCUUCGAAAUCGAGGAGGAGGCCGACUGUGGCUAUGAUUACAUGGAGCUGUUUGAUGGGGCGGACACCAAAUCACCCAGACUAGGCCGUUACUGCGGAUCAGGGCCUCCAGAGGAGAUCUAUUCUGCUGGCGACUCCAUCGUCAUCAAAUUUCGCUCAGACGACACCAUCAAUAAAAAGGGCUUCCACGUGCGUUACACCAGCACCAAGUUUCAGGACACACUCCACUCCCGUAAGAAGUGACCCUUAGUGGCCGGGAGGGGCCAUGCAGGGCCUAGGGGGAAGCGAAAGGGCCCCAGGGGGAGGGUCUCGCCCAUCGCUCGGAGCCCCCCGGCCGCAAAGAACACCAAGACUCGACGGACCAGCCGCAAGAACGCCAACCGCACCUCAGUAGUUCACAGGGGUUCUGGCAUCCCCUAAUGACUGUGAGGAGUAAAGCCAUUCCGCAGUAGACCUUGUUUUUACCUUUUUUUAAUUAUUACAUUUGGGGAAAGAUGUGGAGGGGGGAAGGGGGUGGAAUGUAUUCAGUUGCUGGAUACCAAUAUAGGGGCAAAAUCGAAAGGGAUUAUUGUAUGGGAGGGUGGGCGUAGUUGAUCGGCUACUGGAACCCCCCCCCAUUUUUCAUCUUUCAUGAGCCAAGAGUGCGUUUGAAAAACACAAAUACACUGAGUAACUCCUGCAGGAGAACCAAGCAGUCAACCAAACCAAUCAUCUGUGCAACUGUGGGAUAGAGGAAGUGAGAAAUGAGUGGAGCAGGGCAUUCAGGACGGGGUUCCUUGCAGGUUUUCCAACCUUGAAAUGUGAGAUUUACCGCUGCACUGUGUGGAAACAAUCAUCUCUUCUUGACAUUAUUGGCAUUGCUUGUUCAUAACGAGUCUCGUUGGCCAUUGUGGGCCGGUUUCAUUGUCGUUACUUGAGCAAAUGACACUGUAUGUCAAAGAGAUGCAUGUGGUACAGCUAGAAGGAAAUGUGGAAGUGAUGGCACCAGCAUUUGUAAUAACUCGCUUUUUCCUGGCCACUAGUCCAGAAGGUUCCCUGCCCGAUAUUAUCACUCUCCAGGAGGUUUUCCAGAAACAGUUAUCAUAUUAAAAGACUAAUAAACAAAACGUGGCCCAUGUCUGAUGGCUGUUAAUUGUUUUUGCAUAAAAACAGAAUGGUGGAAAAUUCUA
This is a messenger RNA of Rhinichthys klamathensis goyatoka, 3904 nucleotides long. RefSeq names its product bone morphogenetic protein 1a (gene bmp1a). Gene Ontology annotation, molecular function: zinc ion binding; serine-type endopeptidase activity; calcium ion binding. The transcript is spliced from 20 exons. Gene Ontology annotation, biological process: proteolysis. NCBI's taxonomy places the organism in Eukaryota, Metazoa, Chordata, Actinopteri, Cypriniformes, Leuciscidae. The record is from RefSeq and is a predicted model, not a curated record. The coding region runs from base 60 to 2978 and encodes 972 amino acids.